CCCCCCGCGCCUCCUCGCUGCUUAGCUGUCAAGCAAUAUGCUCCUUUAAGACCUUUCGCGUCCUGCCCUCUGCCCCCGCCCCUCCGCUUUCCUCAUUGGCUCCUUCGGCCCUUUUGUUUCGCUUUUGAGUACGGCUUCUUCACUUAGGCGCUUCGCGAUUGGCUGAAGGCUAUGAGGCUUAGGGAACGACGCUCAAUUCUCCCCCGCGAAGUGACAGCCGAAGAGUUUAUUUGCCUUUUCCUCUCCCGCAGGGAACUGUUGGCCUUCGCCCCUUCGGCUGGAAGAGGCUGCUAAAUCCGGGCGGGCUGUAAGGCCCCCCGCGACGCCGCAGAGCGCGGGGAAGUGACGGGUUGGGCGUUUUGCGGCUGUAGCUUCGCACGGUGCGCUAGCGACGCCCCCCGCCGCCCGCCCUCUACACGCAGGCAGCCUCCUCCCCUUUUUUGGACCUGGGACAGGAUCUCGGUGGCUUCGGGGACUGCCGGGCCGAAGUCCCGGGAAUGAGCCACCGGCGCGAGGGAAAGCGGGAGAAGCCUCCUCCUCUUCCUCCCUCUGCCAGCGGGCGGGUGUAACCAGGUGGCGGCGGGCAGCGAGCGGCUUCUCCUCCGGCUGGAGAGAAGGAGACAGAGAAGAGCUGUGGCAGGAUGUCUUCUAUAGUGACACCUCUAGUGAGGUUCUCAACGUACGACAAUGCCACCUAUCCACCUUCUACCACAUUAGUGGCGGCGUUGGAUAAUGUAACUUCUGCACCCCUGACAACUGCACGGGCUGACGUCAACAUUACUGUGCCACACAAGUGCUUGUUGUUGUUGUAUGAAGACAUUGGGACAUCCAGGGUCCGUUAUUGGGACCUUCUGCUGCUGGUUCCCAAUGUGCUUUUCUUUGCAUUUCUCCUCUGGAAGCUGCCCUCUGCCAAGGCCAAAAUCCACGCCACCUCCAGUCCCAUCUUCACCACCUUUUACAUACUGGUGUUUGUGGUAGCUGUGGUUGGGAUUGCUCGAGCGGUUGUCUCCAUGACAGUCAGCGCUUCCACUGCCGCUACAGUUACUGACAAGAUCCUGUGGGAAAUCACAAGAUUCUUCCUUCUGGCUAUUGAGCUGAGCAUGGUGAUUCUGGGCCUUGCAUUUGGUCGUUUGGAGAGCAAAUCCAGUGUUAAGCGGGUAUUGGCUAUCACCACGGUGCUGUCAUUGGCCUACUCUGUCACCCAGGGAACUUUGGAGAUCAGUUAUCCUGACGCCAGGCUCUCUGCAGAAGACUUCAAUAUCUAUGGUCAUGGAGGAAGGCACUUUUGGCUUGCAAGCUCUUGUUUCUUCUUUCUGGUUUAUUCAAUGGUGGUGAUGCUUCCCAAAACUCCCUUGAAAGAUCGUAUUUCCCUGCCUUCAAGGAAGAGUUUCUACAUCUAUGCUGGGAUUCUCGCUGUGCUGAACCUGGUGCAGGGCAUUGGCAGUGGUCUGCUCUGUGCAGGUAUCAUAGAAGGACUAUGCUGUGUCGAUGCCACCACCUUCCUCUAUUUCAGCUUCUUUGCUCCGCUCAUUUAUGUGGCGUUCCUGAAAAGUUUCUUUGGGUCCGAGCCAAAGAUCCUCUUCUCCUACAAAUGCCAGGUGGAUGAGCCCGAGGACGUUGAUGUGCACCUCCCGCAUGCCUAUGGUGUGGCCAAGAAAGAAGGCCUGGAUUCCAGCUUUUACUCCAGCACUCAGAUCGACACUGCAGCGUACUUGGAUGACAUUGCUUCCAUGCCUUACCACGUGGGCAGCAUCAACAGCAUUGACAGUGACCGCUGGAAAGCCAUCAACUCCUAAAGGCGAUCCUUUGGAAAGAUGGGUCUCUCUUGCAGCCUUGCAGCUCCAUCGCCAGUUCCCCUUUUGGGGCGCUUCAGUGUGUCGCCUUCUCUUUCCUUCAAGUUUUUUUCUUUUU
Molecule: messenger RNA, 1911 nt
Organism: Podarcis muralis (Common wall lizard)
Lineage: Eukaryota; Metazoa; Chordata; Lepidosauria; Squamata; Lacertidae
Gene: TPRA1
Product: transmembrane protein adipocyte associated 1
Biological process (GO): G protein-coupled receptor signaling pathway
Cellular component (GO): plasma membrane
Molecular function (GO): G protein-coupled receptor activity
Source: RefSeq, a predicted model, not a curated record